AUGCAUGAGGGUGUGGUGAGGAGGACAAAGGUCUGUGAUACUGCUGACUGUGGAGCGAGUCAGUACACCACGGCCAAUGUUUUGAAUUUUGCAUUCUGUGAGCUGAGGGAACUGAUGUCGCAUUUGGAGGAAGUAUCUGCUCCCAGUGCAACAUUGAAUGUUAACAGAUAUCUCUCCUUUGCAUCUCUGGUAUAUAUGAAGUCACUCUGCAUGAGGAAUGAUUCCAGGUGCCUGUCAAACUCUUGCCAAAAGAACUCUAUGUGCGUUGCUGGUCGUAAAGACAAUACAUGCCGUUGUGCAGAUGCAUCAGUGGACAGUGUGGAGGAACUCUGCAAUAAAACCUCUGAUCCUUGCUCCUCAAACCCCUGUCUUCAAAAUGCUACCUGUUUAAGCUUUGCUGGAAACCUCAGCUUUACCUGUGAGUGCCCUGAUGGGUAUAAUGGACUUAGCUGUGAAAGAGCCGUCAGCAUGUGUGACACAAACCCUUGUGAGCAUGGAGGCACCUGCCAAAACAGCCUCGCGGGGCCCACCUGCCUUUGUAGCGCAGGAUACACAGGUACCCUCUGUGAAAUGGAUUUUGAUGAAUGCACUUCUGAACCGUGCCACAAUGGAGCGGUAUGCAGGGAUGGGGUGGAUGAAUACUCCUGCUACUGCGUCCCAGGCUACCAAGGCAAGCACUGUGACCUGGAAGUAAAUGAAUGUGUGUCAGAUCCAUGCCUGAAUGGAGCAACGUGUCUCAACCAGAUAGGACAGUAUGACUGCAUCUGCUCACUCGGGUACACAGGUAGAAACUGUGAGCUGGAAAUAGAUGAGUGCUUGUCAGCGCCGUGCCUGAACGGUGCGACCUGCCGCGAUUCCCUGGGGAGCUUCGCCUGCUCCUGCGCACCAGGCUUCCUCGGCGACCUCUGCGAAACCAACGUCGACGAGUGCAUCAGCCAGCCGUGCCUCAACGGGGGACAGUGCACGGAUGAUGCCAAUGGAUACAGCUGCAACUGUACCGGUACUGGAUUUACGGGCCUACACUGCGAGACCCGAACUCCCUUGUGUUGGUCACAACCAUGUUACAAUAAUGGCACUUGUGAGGACAACGCUGACAAUUACACAUGCCACUGUUGGCCAGGUACUCACUGUGAUGAAGAUAUCAAUGAAUGUUACAUGAACCCUUGCCAAAAUGGUGGAAUCUGUGAGAAUUUUCCUGGGAAUUACACUUGCCAUUGCCUACCUGCAGACAAAGAAGGGAUUUAUUACGGUGGCUGGAACUGUACAGAAGUUCUCCAUGGCUGUACUGAUCAGCAAUGCCAAAACAAUGGAAUAUGUAUCCCACAUUUAAAAAAUGGCCAACACGGAUUCAGCUGCAUAUGUUCAGCUGGCUAUACUGGAACACACUGUGAAACCAUAACGACGUUUUCAUUUCAAGGAAACAGUUUCCUUUUGUUGAAGAAUCCCCUGACCCCUAAAAAGGAAUUUUUCUAUAAUAUAAACCUGAGGUUUCAAACUGUGCAACCUACAGCUCUUCUGUUUUACCGAGGGGAGAAAAAUACAUUUGCGAAGCUGGAGUUACUGAAUGGCUACUUACAUUUAUCUGUGCAAGUGGAUAACCAGCUACAAGCUCUUUUGCACGUUUCACAUAAUGUCAGUGACGGAGAAUGGCAUUCAGUGGAGGUAACCUUGGCAAGGGCUGUUACUCUUAAUUUGCUUGACAGCUCUUGUGUAGAAUCAUGUCUCAGUAAAACAUCUGCUGUGAUAGAGAACGAUCACGUGAUGCUUGCAUUUCAGAGCACGUUUUUGGGCGGCUUACCAGUGGGGAACAUUAGCAGCAACUCUCUACUUAACAUCUAUAAUAUACAUUCUGCACCUUCAUUUGUAGGCUGUCUUCAGGACAUUGAGAUAGACUUGAAUAUUAUUACUCCAGAGAAUGUAUCACCUGAAUCAUCUUUAAAUAUCAGGACAGGAUGUACUAGAAAGGACUGGUGUGAAACCCACCCUUGUCGGAACAGGGGACGCUGUACCAACCUGUGGCUGAGCUACCACUGCGAUUGCUACCGGCCGUACACCGGCCCAAGCUGCGCAACAGAGUACAUUCCAGGCCGGUUUGGAUCUGAGGACUCCUCAGGCUAUGCUGCUUUUUCUGUUGAUGCCACUCAGAAUGAAAAUUUGAACAUAUCAAUGUUUGUUCGAACACGCAAAUCUUCUGGCUUGUUACUGGCUUUGAGAAACAGUACUUACCUUUACGUAAGAGUCUACUUGGAAGGUGGAAAACUCACAAUGUUAGCUCUAAAUUCCAUUAAGUUAUUAGGGAAACACUCCAUGAACGAUGGAAACUUUUACUUCAUAACAUUAAAAAUAGAACCAAAUAAGAUGGAAUUGUUCCAGUCCUCUCAAUACCUAGGUUUUAUUUCUACUCCAGUACUAACCAUCCAAAGCAAGGAUAUUCUAUACAUUGGAGGCCUACCAGAUAAAAAAGAAACUGAUAGAAAUGGCAGGUAUUUCAAAGGCUGCAUCCAAGAUGUAAGAGUGAAUAACCAGCCGCUGGAAUUCUUCCCCAUCACCGAUCCACUGAAUUCUCUUAUCAACCGAACUCUGAUCAAUGUCACCCAAGGCUGCACUGGUGACAACCUCUGCAAGUCCAACCCUUGCCACAACGGUGGUGUGUGCUAUUCAAUCUGGGAUGACUUCACUUGCACGUGCCCCCCUAACACAGGGGGGAAGGCAUGUGAGGAUGUUAAGUGGUGUGAGCUUGGGCCCUGUCCUCUUGAAGCACAAUGCCAGCUGGUACACCAAGGAUUUGAAUGUCUUGCUAAUGCAGUGUUUAGUGGCCGAAGCAGUGCGAUAUUUUACAGAAGCAAUGGAAAAAUCAGCAGAGACCUCACCAAUAUCAUGUUUGGCUUUCGAACUAGGGACUCUGAUGUGAUACUGCUGUACGCGGAGAAGGAGCCAGAGUUUGUUACCAUCAGUAUUCACAAUUCCAAAUUACUCUUUCAAUUGCAAAGUGGCAACAGCUUUUACAAGCUGACCCUUACUAGUUCACUGCCUGUGAGUGAUGGGAAAUGGCACCAAGUGAUGGUCUCUAUGGUAGAGCCCCUGUCCCAGUUCUCUAGAUGGCACGUUGAUAUAGAUAACAAGAAAGACACUGCAACUAGUACAACUGCUGCAGGAAGCCUCAACUUUUUAAGAGAAGAGACAGACAUCUAUGUGGCUGACAAGGCUUUUGACAGUCUGGAUGGCCUGAGAGGAUGUAUGAGCACCAUAGAAAUCAGCGGCAUUUAUCUCUCAUACUUCGAAAAUGCUGACAUCCCUACUAAAAAACCUCAAGAGGAGCAAUUUCUCAAAAUAUCUGCAAACCCUGCUCUGACUGGCUGUUUGCGGGUUGAUGUCUGCGGCUCAGAUCCCUGUAUGCAUGAGGGGAUAUGUGAAGACUUCUAUACUUCUUACCAUUGCAUAUGUCCCAAAGGAUGGGCGGGCACCCACUGCGAAGUCAACAUCGAUGAAUGCUCUUCAAACCCCUGCGUUCAUGGAAACUGCACUGACGGGAUCACCUCUUACAAGUGCAGUUGUGAACCUGGUUACACAGGGCUAAAUUGUGAAGAGGACAUAGACAACUGCCGUGGCCACCAGUGUGCAAAUGGGGCCACUUGUGUUGAUGGGAUCAAUGGAUAUUCUUGCCUGUGUGCUGGUAACUUCACCGGAAAAUUUUGCAGAUACAGAAGAUUACCAUAUACAGUUUGUGGGAAUGAAGAGAGAAACCUCACAUGUUUCAACUAUGGCAACUGCACCGAUCUCAGCGGCGAGUUGACGUGUGUGUGCCUGCCGGGAUUUGCUGGAGAACGGUGUGAAAAGGACAUUGAUGAGUGCAGCUCCGACCCAUGUCUGAACGGAGGCCUCUGCCAGAACCUACUCAACAAGUUCCACUGCCUCUGCGAUGUGAACUAUGCUGGAGACCGCUGUGAGAUAGAUUUGACAGCUGACUUGAUCUCGAACAUAUUCACCUCCAUUGGCUCAGUAACGCUGGCCUUGUUAUUGAUCCUCUUCUUGGCAGUUGUGGUUUCAGUCAUCGCUGCCAAUAAACGGGCGACUCAAGGGACCUACAGCCCCAGCCGGCAGGAGAAGGAGGGAUCCCGGGUAGAGAUGUGGAACAUGGUGCAGCCACCGCCAAUGGAAAGACUGAUUUAG
This is a messenger RNA of Opisthocomus hoazin, 4170 nucleotides long. Lineage: Eukaryota; Metazoa; Chordata; Aves; Opisthocomiformes; Opisthocomidae. The record is from RefSeq and is a predicted model, not a curated record.